Molecule: messenger RNA, 949 nt
Organism: Rhododendron vialii
Lineage: Eukaryota; Viridiplantae; Streptophyta; Magnoliopsida; Ericales; Ericaceae
Product: transcription factor bHLH149-like
Exons: 2
Coding region: 174-758 (194 amino acids)
Biological process (GO): regulation of DNA-templated transcription
Molecular function (GO): protein dimerization activity
Source: RefSeq, a predicted model, not a curated record
ACUGCGCUUGAUAUUUCUUGAAUGCAGGGGUCCAGACUCAUAUAUGAAGCCUCUUCCCUACUUUCUCUCCGCCUCCAAAUGCCAAGAGAGAGAAAAUUAGAGGGAGAAAUCUCACACAUACAGGGAGAACAAAAGCAUUGUAUACAGACAGACAGUCAAAUUCAUUGUCUGUUAUGAUGGAAUCGUCUUCAUCAACUUCAAAUUUCGAAGCCAACUUGAACCGACUUCAAGAAUCGAAGAUGAUCAAAAAGCUAAGGGAGGUCGGGAGCGAAGAAAAUCAAGCGGAAGAGGUGGUGAAAAUAGAGAAAACCAGAUGGAAGAGUGAUGCCGAGCAACAGGCAUACUCUGUGAAUCUCAUCGAAGCCCUCAGUCAAAGAAGCCAAGGGAAUUUGUCUCGGAUGGCAGCAGUUUCUGCCGUCCGAGAGACCGCGGAUAGGCUGCUGGCCACCGCGGCCAAGGGGAGGACUCGAUGGAGUAGAUCAAUUCUUAUGAGUCGACUCAGGUUGAAACUCAACAAAAAUAAGCAUAAGAAGCAGAAGAAGCGAAAGGCAGCUAGAUUUAUCCAGUCAAAAAAGCCAGAGGCAAAGAAGCAAAUACCGGCAGUACAACGAAAAGCACGGUUUCUCAGCCGAUUAGUUCCCGGUUGCCAGAAACUAUCAUUCCUGAAUCUUCUAGAAGAAACCACGGACUACAUUGCAGCUCUAGAAAUGCAAGUCCGAGCAAUGACUGCGCUUGCUGGGCUUCUCACUGGUGCCUAAUUCUUAGCGGCACCUUCUCACCGGCCUGGCUCUAGCUGUUCCUAGACGUGCUAGCUAGCAUGCCAAUAGAUAUAUUCUUACCUUCACAUAAAUUAAAUAUAUAGAUAAAAAAAAGCUCAUAUUAUUACCAUUAAUCGUACUGAAACUUCUUUUUUGAGUUCUUAAAUAAAUUCAACGUUUGUUAUUGUGUA